Adineta ricciae is the source of this 1017-nucleotide messenger RNA. NCBI's taxonomy places the organism in Eukaryota, Metazoa, Rotifera, Eurotatoria, Adinetida, Adinetidae. The record is from the annotation of a GenBank genome assembly.
AUGAAUCCAUCAGAUGCAUCUUCAGUUUCUAACGACCUUCGACUUCCUGACGAGAAGUAUGUAACGCUUUCCGAUGGUCGACAAUUAGCAUAUACUGAAACAGGUGACACAAGUAGUGAUAAAAUUAUCAUCUUCUUUCAUGGAGUAUUCGGUGUGGGUGACUCAUCGAUUGAAACAAAGCUUUACCAAGAUAUAGGGUAUCAUUUCAUUGCUCCUACACUUCCUGGCUGGGGCAAUAGUUCACCAUGGCCUGAAAAUCAAUCGAUUUCAAAAUAUCCUAACGAUAUUCAUCAACUAUUAGCAUCUUUGAAAAAAAAUGAUUAUAAAAAUCUACGAAUUACUGUUGCAGGUGGCAGCUAUGGAACUGUUUUCGCUCAAAUAUGUUUUGGUACAUCCACCGAUGUAAUGCCUGAAGCUAACAAUGUUGAAUCAUUACUUAUUUGUUCUAGCUUUUCUCCGUUUAAAUAUCACCGAGAAUAUACAACUGGAAUGAGUUGGUUAAAUUAUUUUGGAGUUGGCAUACCAGCUAUUUAUUUUCCGUCUAUUAGAAGACUUAUGGGAUCAUUUAUUCAAAAGAAAACUCGGAAUAUUGAUGAAGCGAAAAAUUUCUUGCGAACAUAUAUAUUUGAUCAAAUGGAUGAUGAAGAAAAGACUAAACUGCGAAAAUGGGAAGAGGAGAGAAAUAGACCAUCGGAAUGGGUUCUCAAUAAGAUGGCAAGAAACAUGUGCUUGAGUAUUUCUAAAACAAUGAUUGGAUUCAAUACAGUUGCACAAGUUUUACAUGAGGAUUGGGGUUUUGAUCCGCAAAAACUCCCAUCAUUACCAAAGCGAAAAGUGUUGAUUAUAUCUGGAAAAGAUGAUAAAUUAGCUCAUAUGGAAAUGUCCACAUAUCUGGUGAAAAGUUAUCCAAAUGCAGAACUUCGAAUUCUUGAGGGCGGUCAUUUGGCAUCAUUUUAUGAAAUCAAUGAAAUUAUCAAAAAUUGGUUGACAAAUCUUGACAAAGAGCUAAAUGCAUGA